AUGAGGACGCCGUUUUCUUGCCUAUUGCCGGCUCUGCUGCUCUCCCAGGUUUGUGCAGCAGGGCGGGAACAAAUCACCCCAAAUGAUCCUGAAACGACAGGGAUUGUUGGAAAUACAGAGCAGCAGCAGGCUCCAUUCACAACGCCAGUCCCAGAGCCUCGACCUGUCAGCCAACGUGUCCAAAAUGCCUGGGAUAAGCUCCGGAAAGUGAAACCUGCCGUCUCCAUCGUCGAUAAACCCUCGGGACUCAUCGGGUACACCCUUCACUAUGGCCGGGAAGCCUUUCGCAUGCUGUUCUUGAAUGCGCCAACUACCGAUAAAUCUGGUCGAAAAAUCAAUCCGGUAGUCAAAAGUGCAGUGGAAGAGCUAAAACUAGCCGUCGAUGAUGAAGAGGACCCCGAUGCGAUGUUCCUUCUAGCCGAGAUGAACUUCUAUGGCAACUUCACACACCCGCGCAACUUCAGCGAAGCUUUCCAAUGGUAUAACGAAUUGGCAUGGCUGACUGGGAAUAGCACUGCACAGUAUAUGGUUGGCUUUAUGUAUGCAACGGGAAUUGGCGAUGCAGUCGAGCGGGAUCAGGCAAAGGCCUUGAUUUACCAUGAAUUCGCCGCGGAAGGGGGAAACACACGUUCGGAAAUGACCCUGGCAUAUCGGUAUCAUAUGGGCAUUGGGACACCGAAGAAUUGCGAUCAUGCACUCUAUUACUACAAGAAAGUCGCCGACAAGGCUAUUGAUUACUAUCGAUCGGGCCCGCCAGGUGGCCAUGCUAUGAUUCGGGAUUCAUAUCGCUGGGCGGACGAAGAAGGCGGUGUCUACGGACAAGGAGCUAGUGUGUCAAGUUCUGGGCAUAAUGCAGCGGAUCCGUCCCAGUCUGGCAGUGAUGCUAGCGUGGAAGAUGUGCUGGAGUUCCUAGACCUGAUGUCUCGCAAAGGCGAGUUGAAGGCUACAUUCACACUCGGAAAAAUGAACUACGAGGGAGCGCACGGCCUACCUCGUAAUUUCCGUAAAGCUAUGAAGUACUUCAGAGCUGUCGCCAAGCGCUACUGGAACUUGGAUGGAUCGUUGAUUCAAACUUCUGCUGCCGGACUGGACAAGCUGGCUGCCAAGGCAGCGGGACACAUCGGUCUCAUGUAUCUUCGCGGAGAAGGUGUAGAGCAGAAUUUCAGCAAUGCAAUCACCUGGUUCCGACGGGGCAUGCAGAAUGGGGAUCCGCUCUGUCUGCAUGAGAUGGGACUUGUGUACCUCAAUGGGUAUGGUGUACCUGCGGAUGCGUUUAAGGCCUCGUCAUAUUUCAAGGCCGCGGCAGAACAGGAUAUGCCGGCGGCGGAAACGCGUCUUGGUGCUCUUUUCCUGGACCAAGGAGAUGUGGCCACUGCGACCCGAUACUUCGAGCUAGCCGCUCGAUGGGGUUGGAUGGAGGCAUAUUAUUACCUCGCGGAGAUGGCAAACUUUGGCGUUGGUAGGCAGCCGCACUGUGGUGUUGCCGCAGCAUAUUACAAAAUGGUCGCUGAGAAAGCCGAAGCUGUCCACUCUUCCUUUGCAGAAUCAAAUGCGGCCUAUGAGGCUGGUGAUCGAGAGGGCGCUCUCAUUCCAGCUAUGAUGGCCGCCGAACAAGGGUAUGAACAUGCUCAAGCGAACGUUGCUUUCAUCCUGGACGAGCAGCGCUCUUUGUUCUCGCUAGAUCGCUUCCUACCAUGGGUGCAGAAAUCUCGACCCAAUCUGCUGCGUAACACAGCGCUGGCAUUGAUCUACUGGACCAGGUCUGCGAAGCAGUCUAAUAUUGACUCCUUGAUCAAGAUGGGGGACUACUACUUGAAUGGUAUUGGGGCCGUAUUCGAUGCUGACAAGGCCUCGGCCUGCUAUCACAACGCCGCCGAGGCCCACCAAAGCGCACAAGCCUACUGGAACCUUGGCUGGAUGCAUGAGAAUGGCGUCGCUGUGGCUCAAGACUUCCAUAUGGCUAAACGGUACUACGAUCUCGCACUAGAGACUAACUCCGAAGCAUAUCUACCCGUCAAGUUGAGCUUAUUGAAGCUGCGUGCCCGGGGUUACUGGAAUCGCAUCACCAAUGGAAAUAUCAACCCUAUUCGUGACGACGAAGGUAAUUACUACCUGCUCCAUAUUAUGUACAUGAGGAAUACGCUGACCUGUUUCACAGAUGUGAGGCCCCGCCGGACCUUCAGGGAAUGGAUCACCGCAUUCAUCGAAAAUGAUGAGGCUGACUACUACAACGAACUAUAUGAAUCCCGUGAAGAUGAUGAUGAAUUCAUGGGAUCACGAAGCUUGGAUUCUGACCAUGACGAUGGUUACUACGACGACCUCGAUCUGGAUAUUGACGGGGACAUGCUGGAGGGCCUACUCAUUGUUGGACUGGCUGCCACGCUACUUGUGCUGGUUUAUAUUCGCCAGCAACAACAACGUAAUCGGCAAAACCAGAACGCUGCAAACCAGGGCGGUAAUGCCAACAUGAAUGCGAACGCCAAUGCCAAUGCCAAUGCCAACGUCAACGCCAACGCCAACGCGAAUGGAAAUGGGAAUGGGAAUGCUAAUGCUAAUGACCGGGGAUUCUUCCCGCAGCCUGGUGACCCUGAGUUUGGGCAGUGGGUAGCAGGUGGCGUGGGCCAUUAA
Penicillium macrosclerotiorum is the source of this 2628-nucleotide messenger RNA. RefSeq names its product ubiquitin ligase complex subunit HRD3. The record is from RefSeq and is a predicted model, not a curated record. Gene Ontology annotation, molecular function: protein binding. Gene Ontology annotation, biological process: ERAD pathway. Gene Ontology annotation, cellular component: endoplasmic reticulum membrane. Lineage: Eukaryota; Fungi; Ascomycota; Eurotiomycetes; Eurotiales; Aspergillaceae. The transcript has 3 exons. The coding region runs from base 1 to 2628 and encodes 875 amino acids.